This is a messenger RNA of Prunus armeniaca (apricot), 561 nucleotides long. NCBI's taxonomy places the organism in Eukaryota, Viridiplantae, Streptophyta, Magnoliopsida, Rosales, Rosaceae. The record is from the annotation of a GenBank genome assembly.
AUGAUACCGAACACAGUGGUGUCAGGCUACAUGGGGAGUAGCCCAGCUGCAUACAAGAUGGCCAAUGAGUGGCAGGUGAUUAAUGAGCUGCCUUGGGCCCAAUUGGAGAAGGCAACUCGGAAGAUGAAGAAAUGGGCGGACAAGCAUAAACGAGAUGUUGUGUUUCAACCAGUGGGAAGAGCUGCUUACCGUGUGGAACUAUCAGUUCGAUUGAAGAUUCAUCCGGUGUUCCACGUGAGCAAUCUCAAGCCCUACCAUGCUGACCUCGAGGAGCCAAGUCGUGGAGAGUCUCAACGAGCUCCACCUUUGAUGGUGACUUCAUUUGACAAGGAGGUUGAGUGCAUUAUGGCCAAGCGAGAGGUGCGACGCAAGGGUGUACCGAGGAUCUACUGCGGCGACGAGGACGUCACCGGAUUAGGUGGGGGAAAAUGUCACGGCCCGCAUGUUCAAGGCCCAGGCAAUUGGAUUGAUCACGCUAGACCUCUUAGUCCACAUGUCCAGAUUCGUUGUACAGUAGUUGGUAAACUACGGUUGGUGACAGUAGUUGGUAGAUGCCGGUAG